CCCCUCCCCACCCCACCCCCUUGCUGUCAUCGUCACAUAUUCGUACAACUAUUCCAGCCUCUAAUAAUCAUUCGCUUCAUCUUCAUAAAUAUAUAUUCUUAAGAUAAUCUAUACCCUUGUAGAGAGACGAAAAAGUCUCGUAGUUGCGAAUCUCUAAUGAAAAUCAGUAAUUUAAGUACCGAAUAGUUUUCUUGUAACUGAUCAACAACGCAUGUUCAACGGGUGUCACGAGGCUUAGACUCGCGGCAACAACAUCCCAGCCCAGUCGUCGCCACAAAAAUAAAAAAAAAACCGAGAGCGUAAGCAAAAGGAGCAGCGGAAGGUGCCGGCAGCAGAGUGUGAUGAUAAAAUACGCACAAAGAAGGAAGCACAAAAGAAGAGCGUAGGGAGAUAAAAAAAGAAAAAACGUAGGGCUUUUGAGUCAGAGAGAUAGAAAGGAGAGAAAGAAACACAUAAAUGAGGCGGCGACGGCAGUGGCAUUAUUUUUCGUGUCAUCGAGAGCAACGAGAAAAACAAGGGGUGGCGGCAGCGUCGGUGGCGCCUAGUUCGGGUUUUACUACAAGGGGAGAAAAGAAAGAUAAAAAGAAAGAAAAAUUGCGGUAAUCGCUCUCGGGAAAAACUAUUACGAGCAGAUUUUUAUUGCACUUUUGUCGGCCAUUUUGUUGCUUUGUUCUGGUAACGCCCGAUCGACUGUUAAGAUAUUUCAGUCGGAGGAAUUGUUUCGUUGAACGAGAAGUGAGCGAGAUUCAGAAAGGAAACGCGACAAUUUUUAGCUUAGCAACGUCUAAUCGUUGAAGCGAUUCUUCACCCGAAACCGUCAACGCCGGGGAACGAUCUUUUCGCGUUCGCGCAACAGACUUUUACCUCGAUCUCGCUUUUUCAUUGGUGCUUCGAAGAAACAAUAUAUAACGAUUCUUAUAGAAUAAUAAAAUGGGCUGCAACACCAGCAAAGAAAGCGUCCAACCCGCUGCCGAGGAUAACAAGGACGACGUUAAAAAUACCGAAGCAGCCGAGAGAACGGUCAGCGGCGAGUCGACGGCUGAAGCGGGAUCCCCGGCCGAAGGAAGCCCUCGUUCUCCUCACUCGACCGCUCCCCUCGACGGAUCUCACACCACGGAGGACAAGUCCAACGAGGAAGAAGCUGCUGCUGCUGCUGCUGCCACCAGAAUACAGGCCGUCUUCAGGGGACACCACGCGAGAAAAAAUAUGAAAGCCUCCGAGACCGAAAGCGCGACGCAGAGGAAGCAACCCGUUCAAGCUGAAGAGGAACCGAGCCAGGAACAACUGCGGGAAGAGUUUCGAGCGGACGACAAGGAGCUCUGUAACGCCGCGACGAAGAUACAGGCGUCGUUCCGGGGCCACAUGUCGAGAAAGGAGCAGGCGGUUGGUUCGGUGAUAAAAGGGAUCGGCGAAAUGGCAGAGGACGCUGCUGCCAAAAUCGAGGAAAAGAUGGACGAUGCGCUGAACGAGCUGGACGGGAUCGACCUGACGGAUCCGGAUCUGCACAAGGCAGCGACCAAGAUCCAAGCCAGUUUCCGGGGUCACAAGGUGCGCCAGGAGGUCACGGAGGAAAAGAAGUAAAAGCGUAUUCCCCUCCCUCGAGCCCCCGCCCCCCCGCACGUUUGUCCUCUCGGACAAGGAAGAACGCCGCCGCAGUCUCGAGCACGUCCACCUUCGCUGCUGACAGCAGCAGCAGCAGCACCGGUAACAUCGACAACAACAAAACUGAUAUUACGAAGAAACGAUGAAGGAAAGGAAGGAUUGUCGAGAGGUUGAGCGAGGCUGGUUGCUUGACGAGCGGGUUGAAUGCGACGAGUCGUAAAACGAAACGACACCGACGACGACGACGACGACGACGACGACUAAGACCACUUGUAGGUGGAGAACAACGGCGCGAAAAUUUCACAAAGAAACGCGGCGUUCCUCCUCGUAGCGCGAGCCCACGCUCCCGGCCCUCGGUCCGUUCCACCGGCUCGCCACCCCGAGCGUAUCCUCGAUUACAGAAGAAAAACGCGACCCGGUUUCACCGAAACUUCAAAACUACUCAAUUAUCUUGCGAUCUAUCCCGUGGGUGGGCUAAUCGGACUGGACGAUGCGCGCUCCGCGCCCCUCCAUCCUGCACGCACGACACUCACACACAACUAUCAAUAAUACCUCACGCAAUGUACUACCAGUACCGAAGCAGGAAGCAACAAUCGGAAACUGUAAGUUUCUUUUCGCCGACCUCUAUUCGCACCGGAGACCAUCGCCUUGCUGUUCUCUUAGCCUCUUUCAUGCCCCUGCCCCCCGCUCGUAUAAUGAAAAAAAUUCGAUUCGACGUUCGCUUUCAAAAUUGCCGUCCCUCCAGCGCGAAUCGAUGAUAAACUACUACCGCAAACUCCUCAUCUCGUUCGAACGAAUCGCCGAGAUUCAACGUUCCGCAAAUAACUGAGAGACGAACGGAAAACGCCCCGCGGAUCGCUAAGGAACCAUCUCGCCCCUCCCCUUAUUCUCCCUUUUCGCGAUCAUCAAUUGGCUAUAAAUGCGGUGUGUUGUUUAAUAGAAUUCGCGGCACUAUGCGUUCUAGUCAAUACGAAUAUAACGCUACACAGUAGAUAUUGUUUUUACGAGCUUCUAUCGAUCGACCCUUCGAAGCAGCACGGUGUAUGUCAUCUCUACUGCCUCAAUAAAAUAACCGUAUCUCUUGGA
Molecule: messenger RNA, 2688 nt
Organism: Venturia canescens
Lineage: Eukaryota; Metazoa; Arthropoda; Insecta; Hymenoptera; Ichneumonidae
Gene: igl
Product: igloo
Exons: 5
Coding region: 931-1581 (216 amino acids)
Molecular function (GO): calmodulin binding
Source: RefSeq, a predicted model, not a curated record